Molecule: messenger RNA, 4222 nt
Organism: Amoebophrya sp. A120
Lineage: Eukaryota; Dinophyceae; Syndiniales; Amoebophryaceae
Source: the annotation of a GenBank genome assembly
AAGUAAGACGCAUUUCUAGUAAUAUCUCAGAUGGUAGUUACAACCCGUGUGCAGCAGGCCACAGACAUGCAGAACUUCUUGAAAAAUGUGUGGGCCUUCCAGGCCCUGUGUCAACAUGCGGUCGUGAGGUGACUCAAACUCUUGACAUUGCCCAAGCUGGUGGAGACGAAGUGGUGACUGCUCUGCAAUGAAGCUUUCCCUAUGCAUCUGGAAGAAAGCAGUGACGGCGCUCGUGUUUCUCUACGUCGAUGUCCCUUCGUUGAGUCCCUCCCGUUGUACACAAGUCAGUGCGUCAUCUUCAUCACCAACGAGGCAAGUCAGUGCGUCGUCACUAUUCGGUGAAAAAAAUGUCGAACUUACCACAGCACAACAUUUUCCCAGCGACAGCUCCGCCUCUCCCGCCGCUGCGAGAACGUCCAAGAUCGCAGAAAAGUCUCUGUGGAUCUUCGCAGACGCGGCGGGCCUGGCCCCGCACGCGAUGGACGUUGAUGACGAUGUGGCUGUGUCGAUGUUGGUGUCCCAACACAAAUACCCAGUGGCCGGCAUUACGGCGACCUAUGGAAACGCUCCAACCAAGGUCUGCUACGAAAAUCUGAAGAUUCUGUUGCACCGGCUAGACACGGGUCGAAAGAUGCUGACGACGGUGGCACGAGCAGAGACAACUACUGGUGAAGUGGCUCGAGAAGAUGAGCAGCACUACCUUCAUAGUGCGAAAACUGCCCAUAAUGUUGAUCUACCACGCCUUCUGUACCGCGCCGACGAGUGUGCGUUGCCCUUGAUUCCCGGCUUGUGUCGCGAUUUCGGAAAUGAGGAGAAAGAUGCGGAAAACGACAGUGACGCUGCGUUCGUCGAGCAUCUGCAAAACAGUCAAAAUAACAGCGUGAUCGUCGUGAUUCUCGGGCCCACUUCCGCGUUCACCGCGGCGUUGCGGCGGGCAACGAAUUUAUCCACUGCGUCUACAACUCCGCGAUCACCUUCCAUGAUGAAGAACCUGCCACCAGCUCCGACCACCACCAUGGACUCCCUCCUGAAGAAGCUGGACAGUGUGCAUUUCGUGGGCGGGAGUUUGGUUCCGUUGCACGAACGGAAUCUGGUCCAGGAGCACGUUUCGCUUUUCUACCACCUGGGAGAGAGUCGUGCGUUUCUGGAAGACUUUCUGCGCGACAUGCCAACGGUCAGAAAAGUCAUGUACACGAGCCAAACGCUGAGCGAGGUCCAGGUGUACGAUGAAGCUCUGCUCCGCAGAAUCCACUGCAGUGUAUCGAAAGGAAAAAUCCCCCCUCCCCAUAUCAAAACGGAAUUUCUGUACACAAAUCAGCUUUGUAUUGCAGGGCGGCAUUGCGGCCAGAUCCCCAGGCUAGGUAGGGGCGUAUGGGUCUAGUUGUUCAGCGUGGCAAGCGGCUCCCUUUUAGGCUCAACAGCAUGACAAAUUGCUUCCAAAGUACGGCGGAAGCUUCUGCCCUUGUCUUCUUGCAAGACAAAUGUGAUUUGUGACCUCAAAUCAGCAACGCAAAUUUUGAUUUUCGGAAACAUACCUUUUCAAUAUGGGGAGGGGGGAUUUUCCUUACGAUACAGUGAGGGUCAUGAUCAGGAAGUAGAUGCAAAAUCUUCCCGUACGAGCAACGAACGGGUUAGUAAGACAGGAAUACGGGCCGCAACAUCGACGAAGCCCGACUCUAUUUUCUCGUCUGUCCAGUCCUACCUCUGUCCCUACCUGCCGACGCUGCAGCGCGAAGCGCAGACCAAGCGGUGGAAGCCGAUCUUCGGGCAAAGCGGGCUGCUGUUCGACCUCGGAGUCGUUUUCGGGGUGCUGUAUUAUCAAAGGGAAAAAUCCCCCCUCCCCAUAUCGAAACGAAGUUUCUGAUGCCGGAUUUGCGUACACAAAUCGGGCCUGUCUUGCUGGAGAGGACUGCAGGCACAUGCCAAGCCUGGGUCGAGAGGUUUUGACGUAGGGGACUAGCAUGACAGAUGUCGGCUCUGUAAGCCCAACAGCAUCACAAACCGCCGGCAUAAUGCGGCGGACUCUCUGGCUUUGCCUUCUUGUAAGACAGACAGGAUUUGUGGCCUCAGAUCUGCAUCACAAAUUUUCAGACGAAUGCGCUUUCAAUAUGGGGAGGGGGGAUUUUUCCUCUCAAUAUGUAUCCGGAGAUUUUUGAAAGAACAGAAAUGGCAAUCGUGGAAGGAUUCUGGCCGUUCCGCAUGCGUGUACUAGGCGAGGGUGGAAAGAAACAGGGUAGCGCUAACCUUCCAGCUACGACGGCAUCAAAUAAACUCGUGCACGUGCCGAGGCGUGCAAACGCAACGCUUUUCCAGGAAAAGUUUCGCGAAGCCAUCCUUUUCCGACCGCCGUGGGACCAUAAUAAUGCCGUUACUAAGGAGAAUAGGAUAAGGAAUAGCAAUCACGCGGAUCAGAUGAAGAUUCUUAUCCCAGCGGUAGAUACCAUCUUGGCAGUGCCGAGCAGGGCCGCGAGCAAGGACGUGCAUCGAGUUGUAGAGCUUGUACGACUGCAGGACCAUAAGGAUGGGAAUAAAGCCGGCACUCGCGAACAAGCGGAAGAAGGUCAUCCAAACGGGCUAGCGAUUGACUUCUCCAUCUUGGCCGAUGGCUGCUCGUUCAAUCUCGUCCUGCACUACCUGUGGCGGCCACUGUCCGGCAUCGCGCGCAACAUAAACGCGGAGUGGAUCACGGUCAUAAACUUACCAUCAAUUCUAUGGAAGCGUCAGAUUUGAAAUCGACAAAGUUGAAAUGAUUUGUCAUGCAUAAAAUGCAAGGCAUGAAGUGCCUGUCUUGCUCUUGCCGGGAUGGCAAAUGAGGCCGACUGUGAGCCUGUUUAGGGUUUUAAAUAGAGCUGCUAAAGUAGCAUGACAAAAGCACUACUCUGUGCCCAAACAGCAUGACAAAUUGGAUUCCGGUGCUCGAAAAAUUUGUCAUGCGCCGCUUGAUAAGUGGGCUUCCGACUGGUAUCGGUUUUAUGCAUGACAAACUAUUUCAACUUUGACGAUUUCUAUCCUGACACUCGCAUAAAUUCUCCUUUUUGAGGCGGUACUGGUUUCCUUCUUUCUGCUAUCAAAGAAAAAAAGUUCGUCACGAUCACUCAUGCGCAUUCUUGCAAUACAAAAUUGUUUGUCAUGCGUAAAAAUGCAUCACAGCCAAACUUCAUUAGGGAUUUCUCUAGUGUUUCUGCAAUACAAGGAAAGUUUGUGAUGCUGAGAAAAUUUGUAAUGCGAAGCCUGCAAGUUAGUGACUGUGACAAACUUUUUUCUCUCCAUAUCUGCCUCUCUUACUACGACUUUUUUUAGGCGUGCUCACGCGGUACUACUACAAACUUUUUUUUACGAGUGCAAUCAUGUUGAAAAACGAUAACGUGAACGCUCAGGUUGAUCGCUGUAAAAAUAGUAAGCACGAUUGAGAUGCGUUUCUGCAAAAAGUUAGAUUUUGAUACGUGAUAUAAUCCGUGCCGUAGUACUUGCUACAGUGAGGCCGACCGUCCGAAAUAUCUAACUUUGCUAGAAUACAACAAUCGCAUCUUUUUAUCCAUGGUUCUUCAAAAAGAUUGUGUGAUCAGCGCAGGCAUUUUUUACUGCGAUAGUGCACGCUGGUGCUGGCCUGCUACGUAUUGUAUACUUCUUUUCUUUUUCAAAGCUUACCUUACAACUUUUGUGGUCCUCUUAUAUCUCAUUGGAUCAUUCAAAAUCAAGAGUAGCGAUUUGCUCCGACUAAAGUUAGUUCCAAGAUGCUAUGCUAAAUUUUAGAAAUAAAUUCAUGCUCAUCGCGAUUCUUCGUAAUCCUAGAGAGAUGCCACAGUCACAACCGCUUAGGUCUUGUGUUCACAAUUUCUGCGCUGGGCGAAAUCAGUUGCUUUGCUCCACUUAGGUAAUUCAUAGCGCGUACGAUCAAUAUUAGCACCACAACUUGAUAUAACGAACAAAUUGAAACUCGCAGCACACAACCGUACACACAUGAAUAGUCGAGGACGCAUUGCCCCUCACGGUAAUUUUUCAACUCACGUAAGUAUAUAAAGUACCCUAUUGACGGCGCGCAUACCCUAAUAGUACCAGGAUGAAACAGAACGACCAGAGCCCACCUUUAACUUUUCAUGUUUGUAAACGUUGUCAAUGAGAACCGCCUUGUUUUUGAUUUUGACCAACUCCACGGUUUUGUUUUAUCGUUUUCCCGAAUUCUGAGGACAGAACUUUCACAUUAGGUCCUCCGUAAAAAUGG